AUGAAGCUUUGCAAAUAGUAGAUUAGUUUAAGAGGAGGAGGAUGUGGAACAACUAAAAUUGAACCAUAAUCAAUAUCUUUAUCAAAAUAUGUAGGAUUAUAAAAAUCUGAACUUUUGGGUAAUCUUAGAAAAUAUAGUAAAAUUAUAUCAGAUAAAUCCUCAACUGUUUUCGAUAAAACAUAAAGUGAUGAAGUGAUGUUAGCCAUAUAAUGGUUCAUUUCUAAUAAAGAAAAUUUUGAUAAAAUGUGCUAAAAUGAUAAAAUUGUUGUAUAAGCUUUUGAUAUGAUAUUGUAUUCUUUAGAUUAAUUAUUGAAACAAAUUUCAGUAUAUCUGAGAGCCUCAGGAUUUUUAUGUUUGUAAAUUUUGUAAAUUUGCAAUGAUCUAUUCAGAAUACUAUUCUCAUUUUUACUAAAAAAUUCAGAUCGUUUUAUUGAUGAUUCAUUUAAACAAUAAAUUCUAGAAUAUCUAACAGAAUUUGAAAAUAAUUUGAAAAUAGAAUCCUAAAACAUUUGGAUUACUGGAGCUGAGUUUGAAUUAAUAAUUAUGUAAAUAUGCGUUGAAAAUUGCAGAAGUAAUUCUUAAAAAGGUUAAGAAAUCUUAAUUAACUUUAUGUCUGGAUUAAUAUCUUCUUUUAUGUCAUUAUCACCAACAGAAGAUUUAAUAUAUUCAUUAAUUGAAGGUGGUAAAUUUAUAUUAACGGCACUUUAUAAGAAAAUUGAGAAUAGUAUUAAAUUAUACGAAAUUUAUUAUUUUUUUGAAACUUUAAAAUGGGUUAUCAUCAACUAAUUAAAAUAACAAUAAUUUUCUGUUAAAAGUCAAUUAAAUCAAUUAAUAGAUGGAUAUAAUAAAUAUAUAGCUAAUUCUAAAGAUUGGAUAAUCCAUUUUUGUUGGAUAAAACUUAUUACAGAUUUGCUUACUUAUCGACCUAUAAUUAAUAAAUUUGAUUUUUUCUAAAAUUAAGAUUCUCUUUAAUAAUAGUUAAAUUGGAAUAGAUUAAUACAAAGCAAAUUAAUAACUCUACAAUCAUAUAAUAGAAAUGAAGCAAAAAUUAAUUUAUUCUAUGAUUACUCAUAAAGUGCAAUUUUAAAAGAAUUUGAUAAUCAAUUUUAAGUUUUAGGUUUAAAUAAAAUUAGAUAAUUUUAAAAAUACUUAUUAGAACAAAAACUAUUAGGAAACUAAAAUAUAUGUGAAUUAUAUUGUUAAUUUACUUUUGAUUCCUAAAGCAAAACUAUCUCUUUUAAUACAUUUCUAAGUAAUUUAAAUAUAGAAAAAUGUUAGAAUACAUUAAAAGUUAUCCAUAAAACUCUUACAGAUUUUAAUAAUUUACAUUAAGAUUUUUAAUAAAACCUUAGUAUUUUAUAUGAUUAAAAGAGUUAAACUAAAAAUAAUAUUUAAUUACAAUAGGAACAUUGUGCAUCUCUUGCAUUUUAAUUAGAAUAAACUAACAAAUGCUUGGCAUUUCUUACAUUUGAGACAUAGUCGUAAUUAUUAAUUUUAGCUAAUAUUUGUUAAUUAAUAGAAUUUCAAUUUGAUACUACUACUACUAAAAAUUUAGAUGAAUAAAAUAAGUUAAUCAUAAGUUAAAUAUAAUCAAUUUUGAAUGGCUUUGGAGAUUAAUUUUAAUAACAUAUAAAUGAAUUUUAGUUAUAAAUAAUUCAAUAAAGUGAAAUUUUAAGUAGUUAUGAAAUAGAUUUCUAAACCUAAUAUAAUAAUUAAUUUUAAAUAAAUAAACAGCUAAAUAUUAGUAUAUUUACAACCACAAUUCUAAGAUUCAUAGAAUAUUCUUCUGAAAUUAUUAAUAACUUAAAAAAGGUUUUUGAAUUGUCUAAUUAAUUAAAUAAUAAUUUGUAAUCUGAUUAUAAAAGUACUCUAAAUAGUUUACUAAAUAAUAUGAUUAAUAGGCUAACUUCCAGAGAUUUUUUAACUAAUUAUUUAAAGAAUUCUUUAUCAAUAUUUUUUAAAAUUAAAUAAAAAUAAAAUUAGGCCUAAUUAUUACUGAUCGAUUCCAUAAAUAUUAAUUACAAUAUUUAGUAUCUAUUAGAUGGUAUAAUAUCUUAAAUCAAAAUUUAUGAAUAUUAAAUCUGUAAAGUUGAAUUUGGUUUAAGAUAAAUUAUUAUUUUAAGUAAGGAUGAAAUUAGAAAAGCAAAUAAGUAACCAUAAUACAAAGAUAUUCUAUUAAAAUAAGAACAUUUAUUAGAUGAAUUAUUUUAAGAAAAUAAAUUUUCGUAGUAAAUAAAUAAGGAGAAAUUAAAUAUUUUGAUGAAAUAAAUUAAUGCUGAUUUUGAUUAGUUGAAUAAUGCAAUGCCAUAAAAUGAAUUAAAAAAGGAUUUAAUGUAAUUUUUUAUGGACAUUUUAUCACUUUUAUUGUAGAUUUAAUUAUAAACAGAUAAUUUUGAAAAAUGUGAAUAAAAGCUUAAACAAUUAUAUACUGAUUAAAUAAAAUCAAUAGAUAUAUAGAGAUAUAAUAAUAGUUAAACAGAAUAGAAUAAUUUCCCUUAAUAAUAAAAGAAUUUGAUGCUACUCAAAGAUUUGAAAAGUUAUUUUUAGUAAAAGGUUUUUGAUUUUUAAGAACUUAUGUAGAAUUUAAGAGAAAUAAAUACAUUAUUAUUAAAUGCUUAAAAAAUAGAUGAUUAGAAUGUGAAAAUUAAUCAAGUAUAAAAAGAGGUUCUAGAAACCUUUGAGAGUAAACAUUAUAACAAAUUUAUUAAAGAUUUAGAAGAAAUGCAUAAUUUAAAAUAGACUUUGCUUUUAAUAACAAAAGAAUCAUUAAAAGAUGAAAUAAUUUAUUAUGUGAUUGAUAAAAUAUAUAAUUUUGAUGAAACUGUUUGUUUAUAAAGUGAAAUUGAAUUUGAUUUUGAUCCAUUUAUAUAAGAAUCAUAAGAAUAGAUUUAAAAAAUGAGUAGAUAGGAAAUGAAUAAUAAUUAAACAAGAUAAAUGGAUUAUAAAGUGAGAGAGUGUUUAGCUUUCAAUAUUAUUAAAAUGUAAUAAAUUAUUCAUGAAGAACCUUUAUAUAAUUUUAGUUAAAAUAUAAUUUAAUAACUUUGGAUUUUUGAAAUGGAUGAACGAGUAAAAGGAGUACUUAAAAAUAAAGAAAUGAUAGAAUUAUAAAAACGAUUAUUUUCAAAAGAUAUAAGAUCUGUAUCUGAAAAUUUAAAAUUGAUUAUUUAACAUAAAUUUGAUAAAAUAAAUUAGACAGAAUAAGAAUUAUAAUUAGAAAUAGAUUUAACAAAAAAAGAUAAACUUUAAAAGAAUUUAUUAAUUCUUAAUUAAGAAUUAGAAGAUUACGUAGAAGGUGUGAAUGAAAUGUCUUAAAAGAUGGAUAUUAAUUUUGUAUUUAUGAAAGAGAUUUAGAAGUAAUUACAUUUAAUUAAAGAGAGAGUUGAAAAGAUAUAAAACUAAAUAAAUUUAUUAAGUAAUGAUUUUGCCAGAUUGAUUGGUAAGAGUUAUGAAGAGUUAUUAGAAAUUAGAAAAUAAAAAGUAUUAAUAUUAAGGGAAGUUUCAGAAUUAAAUGAAGUAUAUAUAUAAUUAAAUAUAAUGACAGUAGAUCCUAUAACAGGAUAAGAAAUAAAAGGAUUAGAAUUAUAAUAAGAAAUUAAUGAUUUUUUAAAUAAUAAUGAUAAAUAAUAUGAUGUAAUGCUAAUAACAGGUAAAGCUGGAUCUGGAAAGAGUAAGGUUGCAGAAAGAAUAGAAGUUGAAUUGUGGUAAAAUCAUAAUAAUAAUGAAAAUUGGAUUCCAUUAUUUAUUUCUUUACCAACAAUUAAAUAACCUUAAUUUAAUAUUAUUGAUUAAGCAUUAGAGAAAGAAAAUUAUUAAUUUGAUAAGAUACAAAUUCAAGAAUUCAAAGAAGCUAUUAAAAAUAAGAAAUUAAAAGUAGUUAUAAUUUUAGAUAGUUAUGAUGAAAUGAGAUCAGAAUUCAUAUAUUCUAAUUUAUGUCAUUCAAAUAGAUUCAUCACUGAAUUUGGAUAAGAUGUUAUAAGUUCUAAUUUUAAAGUUAUCAUAUCAACAAGAAAGGAACUAUUAACUAUUAUGGGAUAUCAAACAUGGUUUUAUGGAAGUAGUUUAGAUAAGAUGAAAGAAAUUAUAUUAAUGAGUUUAAAUGAAGAUUAAAUUAAACAUUAUAUUAAAUAAUACUGUAUAUUCAGCAUUAAAAAAUAAAUAAUUACAUUAUAUGAAACAUAAUUAUCCUUAUUCAAAUAAUAAUUUAUAGCCAAAGAAUUUUUAUAAAUUUGGAAUUCCGUUUUUUAAUUUUUGAAAUCUGAAACCCAUUUUGAAAAUACUCAAGCUAAUUAAUUAUUAAGUCAUGAUGAAAUUAAAAAAUUAUAAAGAUAUUUAAAAUCUAAAUAUCCAUUCAAAUCUAUGAAUGAUAAUUUAUCUUAAUAAUUAUACUUAAAUCUUUAUAAUAUUUGGAGUAUUAAUAAAUAUUAAAAAGUUAUUUAUAAUUCUAAUCUUUAGAUACUUUUUAAUACACCAUUUAUAUUAAGUGUGAUUGUGUAAGUUUUGCCAAAUUUAUCAAAAUCUAAUAAAGAAACAUCUAUUAUUAAAGAUUUAUUUUUAGAAAACUUUAUGAAAAUUAAAUAAAAGUAAAUUUAAUCAGAGUAAAAGUUAAAUUAAUUUCGAAAUGGCAUCAUUUAAUAAGAAUAUAAUUAUAAGGAUAUAAAAGAUUUAGGAAUGAAAGUUCUAAUUAAUUUAGAGAAUCAAAAAUUUUUUAAUUUAUUUUCUGAUUCAAGUACAUUAGAGUUGAUAGAUGAUAAAUCAUUGAAGAUAGUAAAUUAAGUAUUUAAUGUAGAAGAUGACGCAGAAAUUGUUUAUGAAUCAUUAAAACAAAAGAAAUUUACUUCUUAUUAAUUUUAUGAAUCAUUUAUAAGUUAUUAUUAUGAUUAGUAAAUUGAUAAAUGGAAAAAAUUAGGUAGGGUUUAUAAUUUUGAGACAGUGAAAUUGGAUUUAUAAGAUUUUUCUUUAUCUUUAGCACUUGAUAUGACUAAAAAUUAAGUAACUUCAAUAGAAUAUAAGAAAAAAGGAGAAUUAAAAAUAAAAAAAGCACAUAAUUUAUCAUAAUUUUAGGAGGAAUGGUAGGAUCAAUACUUUAAUGAUUCUUAGGGAGAGAAAGAGUAUAAAGCAUUAUUAAGAAAUUCAAUGUUAAUAGUAUAAAGUGGUAGUAAUUAUUCAUUCAGUCAUACAUCAAUAUAGGAAUUUUAUGUAGCAAAAUACAUUAAUGAUUUUGUUAAAAGAGUAGAACUAAAUGGGGAUAGAAUAGGAUAAUUAAGAAAUAUGAAUUAAGAUUAAUAAUAUUAAUUAGAGAGAAUAGAAUAUAGUUUAUUUAAUUAGAGUUAAUUUAAUAUAGUAUAUGAACAUUUUUAAGGGUGCUUAAAUAUAUUAAAGAAUGAAAUAUUAUAAAUUUAGUAAUUAAGAUAGAGAUUGAUAUAAUUAGUAAGAUUAUCAGGAAUAGUUCCUAAAUUAGAGAGAGUUUCAUCAAAUAGUAUAUAUUUAUUAAGUGUUUUAAAUUUGAAUUUGAGAGAUGAAGAUUUGAGUAAUAUAAAUUUAUCAGAUACAAAGUUAUAUGGUGUAAAUUUGUAUAAUAGUAAUAUGUAGAAUUCAAAGUUAAAUAAUGUAUCUAUAGAUAGUUGUAAUUUGAAUAGAGUAAAUUUAAGUAAUGUAGAGUGGAAGAAUAUUGUAUGUAAGGAGAGACCAAUAUUUAAAGGACAUAAAGAUUAUAUUAGAUCAAUAGUAAUAUAAUCAGAAGGUAAAUUAUUGAUAUCAGGAGGAGAUGAUAACAUAAUAAUAGUUUGGAAUAUAGAGACAUGCUAAUAAUAAUUGAUACUAGAGGGACAUACUGAUAUUAUUAGAUCAAUUAGUAUUGCAGAUGAUAAUUAAAUAUUAGCAUCAGGUAGUAAUGAUAAAACAAUAAGAUUAUGGUAAGUUAAAAGUGGUAAAUAGAUGGAAAUAUUAGAGGGUCAUGAAGAUAGUGUAAUAUGUGUUGUAUUUGGAUAAGAUAAAAGUAUAAUAAUAUCUGGAAGUUAAGAUAAUCAAAUUAGAAUAUGGAAUAUCAAAUCUAGAUAAAUUAUAAGUAUUUUGGAAGGACAUAAUAAAACAGUAACAUAAUUAUUAUUAUACAAUAAUGGCAAAAGAUUAAUAUCAAGUAGUGAAGAUAAAAGUAUUAUUAUAUGGGAUGUAAUAAAUAGAAAUAAAUGUGAAUAAUUAUAAACUGAGAGUGAAAUACUUUCAAUAUCUAUACAUCCAGAUGAGUAAUUAUUAAGUUAUGGAAAUAAGGAUGGUAGAAUAAUUAUAUUUAAUAUAUAAGAGAUUAAAUAAAUGAGUAUAUUAGAUGGACAUAAUAGAUAAGUAAAUUGUUUAGGAUUUAAUAGAAAUGGUUAAAUAUUAGCAUCCGGUUCAGAUGA
Paramecium sonneborni is the source of this 6395-nucleotide messenger RNA. The record is from the annotation of a GenBank genome assembly. Lineage: Eukaryota; Ciliophora; Oligohymenophorea; Peniculida; Parameciidae.